GAGUGCUCGCCGGGACACAGCCAGGCAAGGGACUCCCUGGCAUCUGUCUCCUCCCAGCCCCGGGCUCGCUCUCUGCAUUCUCGCUCUGCCGUUGGUUUCUACCUGGGUGGUUUGCAAUGGCUGAGGAUAAAACUUUCCGCUACGGACUCAUAGUGCUGGGCUUCUUCCUGGUGAUGAUUGGGAUGUUCAUCAUGAGCGUGGACAAGCCCCAGGUCUACAUCACCUUUUGCACCCUGGGGGUUUUAACCAUAGCAGUGGGGAUCACCUGGAGCAUGUGUCAGUGCUACCCCAAGAUAACGUUUGUCCCCAUGGAGACGGAGUCCGAGAAGUUCCUGUCACGCAAGCCUGCUGUUUCGAUAGAAAAUGAAAUUCCGGAGAAGAGCUGCUCCCAGACUCCCUACACCAGCCAGGAAGAAGCUAAUGUCUAUGAGAAAAGCCUGCCAUCUUAUGAACAGAUCCAGAGGAAAGCAAAGGGCUCUAUGGAGUGUCUGGGGAUUCAAAUGACCCCGCUCCUAGGUGACUGUGAGCUCAAGACAAGAGGAUGUCCCCAUCCCUUUGUACAGGCCAAGGCUGAGGUCCACAGGAUCUCAGAGAACAAUGGAGAAACCUACAGAGAUCCAGCAACCCACGUGGUCACAGCAACCAUCAGCAGCCCAUCAGAGAGGUCCCACAGUGCAGCGCCGCUGGCUUCCUUCCCGGAGGACACUGACCUUCCCUCUUCUGAGGGAUCCACCUCCAGCAGCCCGUUUCUGGGGGGAUCCACCAACUCACUGAGGAAUCCGCUCCCAUCACAGGGGCACAUCCAGAAGCCCAGGUCUGAGCUUCCUCGCUAUGAAGAUUUUGCCCUGAUUGAUUCACCGCUGGCAGAAGGGUGGCGUCCAAGCCAGGAGCAAACACCAGCCCUACCCCAGAACUACUUGUCUGGGGCUGCCUCGGCAAGACAGUUUGCAUUGGUCUCAGGUCCUGGCUCAAAGGCAGCAGAGUCAGGAGGGAGACAGAGUGUGGAAGAGGAUGACAUGUAUUAUGGGUUAAAAGAGGGGCCAGAGAAUUUACUGAUAGUGGAUGAUUUUGUCUUUGAGCCAGACACCUAACCCUGGAGAGGGGAAAGUGACCGUCAGAGACAGGCCCAGGUUGCAGAGCUCAAGUGCUUCUCAGUAUCCCCAAUGCCUCGCAGAUCAGCCCUGCUCAGACGGGGGGUUGGGGGCAACUUGCUGGGAGGCCACAGCCAGCUGCAGGGUUUGUGGCUGUUCGGUCGGGUCCUGGCUCCUGGGAAUGCGCUGGUUUGUAGGGGGAAGAUAGGAUGUUUGGAACAUUAAAAC
Trachemys scripta elegans is the source of this 1319-nucleotide messenger RNA. RefSeq names its product barttin CLCNK type accessory subunit beta (gene BSND). Gene Ontology annotation, biological process: chloride transport. The record is from RefSeq and is a predicted model, not a curated record. Gene Ontology annotation, molecular function: chloride channel regulator activity. NCBI's taxonomy places the organism in Eukaryota, Metazoa, Chordata, Testudines, Emydidae. Gene Ontology annotation, cellular component: basolateral plasma membrane. The transcript is spliced from 4 exons. Bases 117 to 1091 code for a protein of 324 amino acids.